CGCGCUAUUUGAAGACCGCAAUCCGGCCUCCCCGGGUUGCGGCGGCCGCCGUGGAGGCAGGGCCUCCCGCCCAGGAAGCGGGUUUCUGGAGGCCCCGCAGGUGGCAGAACUUGACCUGAGCGGUGAAGGGAAAGACUGUGGGAAAGGCAAGUGGGCAUGACCGGGUGAUUAUUUUUUUCUUCCAGGGAAUACUGUGAGUUUGUGCUGUCUCAGAGUUUUCUGCUAAAAUUCAAGAGACUAUCAACUUGAUAAGUACAAGUACUAGAAAGUGCCAAAGUAUACGCUGAGUUAUCCUCCCAACGAGCAGUUGUGUUGAGAGCAUUGAAGAGAAACAGAAGAAAAGGGAGCUCUGAACUGCACAGUGGAACCUAGAAAUGAACUCUACACUCACCAUAGCACAAGAGUGAUGGCCAAGGUGUAAAGGGUAGCCAUCUUACAUGGGAUAGGACUUGGUCUCCCCACACUUCUGACCCCAUGAAGAGAAGAUGGGAAGCAAAACUGAAGCAAAUUGAAGAGCGAGCAUCCCGUUAUGAAAGGAAGCCCUUGUCCUCAGUGUACAGGCCCAGGCUGUCCAAGCCAGAAGAGCCGCCCUCUAUUUGGAAACUAUUUCCUCGCCAAACUCAGGCUUUUAAUUUUGUUAAAAGCUGCAAAGAGGAUGUCCAUGUAUUUGCUUUGGAAUGCGAAGUGGGCGAUGGACAACGUAUUUACCUUGUAACAAGCUACGUUCAGCUUUGGUUUCAUUAUAAAUCCCGAAAACAUCUCUUACACUGCUAUGAAGUCAUUCCUGAAAAUGCUGUUUGCAAGCUCUAUUUUGAUCUGGAAUUUAACAAACUUGCCAAUCCUGGAGCUGAUGGAAAAAAGAUGGUUGCAUUACUCAUUGAGCAUGUUUGUAAAGCACUUCAGGAGUUAUACAGAGCUAACUGUUCAGCUGAAGAUGUUUUAAACUUAGAUUCUAGCACUGACGAGAAAUUUAGCCGCCAUUUAAUAUUUCAACUCCAUGAUGUGGCAUUUAAAGAUAACAUUCAUGUCGGUAAUUUUGUGAGAAAGAUUUUGCAGCCUGCUUUUCAUUUGAUUGCCAGUGGAGAUGAUGAAGAUGAUGAAGAUGAUGGUGGGAUUCCAGGGACAACCAGCCAAGCAUUUUCCCAUUUUUCUGAACCACCAAUUAAACGAGGAAUUUCCUUCCGUGAAAUGUCCACAGAUGAGGAGAUAGGAGAGAGCUGGACGUUGACUUCCAAGGCCCGGGAGCGGCUGGGGUCCGCCGAGCGGAGCGGCCCUGACCUUUCCUUCUUAGUUGUGAAGGAUCCUGCAGGGAAAAAGCGUCUUUUUGUAGAUCUAGGAGUUUAUACAAGAAAUAGGAACUUUCGGCUGUAUAAGUCAUCAAAGAAGGGGAAGCCUGUGGUGUUGGAGGUCGCUGAAGAUAACAGAUUCUCUCUUACACGGUCAGAGAGUACUUCUGAAGAGGAGCAGUGUUUCCUCUCUUCUUUGGUCAGCAAUGUCAGAUUCUCAGAUACUUUACGAGUACUUAGAUGUGACGCAUCCGAGGAUAAACAAAAACAGGCUGGGCAUUUUAAUAGUACCAGCACUUCAGUAGAAAACAUUGAAGGUUUUCAGGCCUCGCCCUACCCUGAAAUUGAUCAAUUUGUUCUUUCUUUGGUGAAUAAAAAUGGCAUUAAAGGAGGGAUUCGGCGUUGGAACUACUUUUUUCCAGAAGAAUUAUUGGUUUAUGACAUUUGUAAAUAUCGCUGGUGUGGAAACAUUGGAAGAGCCCACAAGAGUAAUAAUAUCAUGAUUUUGGUUGAUCUGAAAAAUGAAGUUUGGUAUCAAAAAUGUCAUGACCCCAUAUGUAAAGCGGAAAACUUCAAAUCUGACCGUUUUCCUUUACCUGCUGAAAUAUGCCUCCCGUUUCUUCUCAAAGAGGAAGAAGAGUUUGCAACACAGGAAACCAUGAACGAUGGGACCCAGAGCCUUCAUGUGCCAUCAUCCGGCGCGUCGUCAGGAGGUGUGUGCUCUGACCCUGACUGGGACAGUGGCCCUGACGAUACUUAUUUCUUGGAAGCUACUGAGGAUGCUGAAUUAGCAGAAGCUGCAGAGAACAGCCUUCCCAGUUAUAAUGGUGGAGUGGAUGAAAUUCCUGACGAAGUAAUUGUGGAAGUAUUACAGAAUAGCUAAUUAACUGUGCACUUGUAACCAGGUUGUAAUUUGCCUGAAGACAGAUUAAAUUACAGUAUCUUGUUAAAUCGGUUAAUACCAAUUAAUUUUAUCAUUUUGCAUUCCAAUUCUUGUUUUUUACUGGAGUAAACCAGUUUUAUUGAAAA
Molecule: messenger RNA, 2315 nt
Organism: Myotis myotis
Lineage: Eukaryota; Metazoa; Chordata; Mammalia; Chiroptera; Vespertilionidae
Gene: PRIMPOL
Product: primase and DNA directed polymerase
Exons: 16
Coding region: 475-2169 (564 amino acids)
Biological process (GO): DNA replication, synthesis of primer; replication fork processing; mitochondrial DNA replication
Cellular component (GO): nucleus; mitochondrial matrix
Molecular function (GO): DNA-directed DNA polymerase activity; chromatin binding
Source: RefSeq, a predicted model, not a curated record